GGGGACCUCCUUCACCGCCGGCCCCUGCAGAACAUCGAUGAUGGCACCUCGGACCGGCCCUACAGCCACGCACUCGUGGCCGGCAUCGACCGCUACCCGCGCAAGGUGACAGCCGCCAUGGGCAAGAAGAAGAUCGCCAAGCGCUCCAAGAUCAAGUCUUUCGUGAAGGUCUACAACUACAACCACCUCAUGCCCACGCGGUACUCCGUUGACAUUCCUCUGGACAAAACAGUUGUCAACAAGGAUGUGUUCAGGGACCCCGCGUUAAAACGCAAAGCGAGGCGUGAAGCUAAGGUGAAGUUUGAGGAAAGAUACAAGACCGGCAAGAACAAGUGGUUCUUCCAGAAGCUCCGAUUCUAAACUUGUACUUAGGCUGCAUCAAUAAAUGUUUACAAAAA
Messenger RNA from Tinamus guttatus (white-throated tinamou), 398 nucleotides. The record is from RefSeq and is a predicted model, not a curated record. Lineage: Eukaryota; Metazoa; Chordata; Aves; Tinamiformes; Tinamidae.